Mytilus californianus (California mussel) is the source of this 678-nucleotide messenger RNA. RefSeq names its product ornithine decarboxylase-like. The transcript has 5 exons. Bases 1 to 570 code for a protein of 189 amino acids. Gene Ontology annotation, molecular function: ornithine decarboxylase activity. Lineage: Eukaryota; Metazoa; Mollusca; Bivalvia; Mytilida; Mytilidae. Gene Ontology annotation, cellular component: cytoplasm. The record is from RefSeq and is a predicted model, not a curated record.
AUGCUUCAUUUAGGAUUUGAUAGUUUUUGUUAUAAAGUUCACUUAUUCAGAAAACACAGAACUUGGCAGGAGUGUUUUCCUCGAAUAGAGCCAUUUUAUGCAAUAAAAUGUAAUGAUGUUGACCCUGUCAUUAGGAUCCUAGCAGAUAUGGGACUUUCAUUUGAUUAUGCAAGUAAGAUUGAGAUACAGAAGAUAUUAGACCUUGGAGUUGAUCCAUCAAGGUUAAUUUACGCCAACACAUUCAAACAAUCAUCAUUUCUCAAAUUUGCGGUUGAAAAUGGUGUUUCUUUGAUGCCAUUCGAUUGUGAGGAUGAACUAGAAAAGAUCAAGAAAGAAUACCCAGAGGCAAAUAUGAAUCUUUUAAAACCUAGUUUCUAUGUUGGGAGAUGUUGUCUAGAAAUAGGAGCUUUCGAGUCAGCAAUUGAGCAGUCACGAAAAGUAUUUGACAUUGGAUUGGCUAUGGGAUUUAACAUGCACCUCUUGGACAUAGGUGGUGGCUUUCCUGGACAGAAAAUACAAAAUGUGGAAACGAACAUUACUUUUGAAGAGGUAAAGCUAAGAAAACAUUGACAUCUUAACGACUUAUGUUAUGUGAUAAAGACAGUAUGGAUUCUAUUCUCAUUGUUUAUUAUAUACCAAUAUUUUUUGUAAGUCUUAGUUUAAACGGAUUUAAAGGUA